This is a messenger RNA of Acipenser ruthenus (sterlet), 891 nucleotides long. RefSeq names its product peptidyl-prolyl cis-trans isomerase FKBP11. Bases 276 to 875 code for a protein of 199 amino acids. The transcript is spliced from 6 exons. The record is from RefSeq and is a predicted model, not a curated record. Lineage: Eukaryota; Metazoa; Chordata; Actinopteri; Acipenseriformes; Acipenseridae. Gene Ontology annotation, biological process: protein peptidyl-prolyl isomerization. Gene Ontology annotation, molecular function: peptidyl-prolyl cis-trans isomerase activity.
CGUGUCUGAGACACGUUGACACUCCUUGCUGUGUUUACCAGCCGGCGUCUGUCAGCGGCCACGUGGGGGCAGCGCCUCCCUCUGGCGGCCCGGCGCGGGGUUUAUGGGAUGCAGGCGGAAUGCUGAGACGGAGCUUUUAUAUUCCAGGUGUUGCAACGAUUGUUCCCAGUUGAGUAUCCUGCUGUCGGCGUUACCCUGUCCGGUACAAACUGACUACCGCACCGCUGCCGGGUCUGACUGGGACUUUUGUCGUCCAAAAAAUCUUAUUUGUUAUAAUGGAGAACAAAACUGUUUUUAUUUUGCUCUGGUGCACAAUUUUCUUCUGCACAGCUGGAGCGCAGUCUGAUGGAAGCGAAACCCAAGACGAGAGAGUCGUGGAAGAGCUGGAAAUUGAAAGCAUGGUGAAGCCCCAGCAAUGCUCGGAGACCUCUGCUGUUGGGGAUACGCUGCACAUACAUUAUACCGGAAAGCUGAUGGACGGGAAGGUGAUUGACAGCUCACUGUCCCGGGACCCCCUCGUUGUAGUGCUGGGCAAGAAGACUGUUAUACCAGGCCUGGAACAGAGCCUUCUGGGAGUCUGCGUUGGGGAGAAGAUAAAGGCUACCAUUCCUCCUCAGCUGGCCUACGGGAAGCGUGGGUUUCCUCCAAACAUCCCAGCUGACUCUGUCCUGCAGUUUGAGGUGGAGGUGGUGUCCAUGUUCAAACAGACGUCCUGGCAGAAGGUCCUGAAUGAAGUGCUGCCGCUGGUGUGUAUGGGUCUGGUGCCGGGCAUGCUGUGUUUAAUAGGGUUCUACCUCUACUCCAAAGCCAGCGCCCCCAAGGUCUCCAAAAAGAAGUUAAAAGAGGACAAAAAGAACAAAUUGAAAAGAAAAUAAAGCUUUUUUAAUUUUA